GCGAGGUGGCUCAGCCGCAAGAUGGCGGCGCUGGCGGAGGAGCAGACGGAGGUGGCGGUCAAGCUGGAGCCUGAGGGACCGCCGACGCUGCUACCCCCGCAGACUGGCGACGGCGCAGGCGAGGGUAGCGGUGGCACUCCCAACAACGGCCCCAACGGCGGCAGCGGGAAUGUGGCGGCCGUGGCGGCGACGGCGGCGGCCGGCGGGGAUGGCGGGACCCCCAAGCCCGUGGUGGCCGUCUCUGCCUCUGCCCCGGCGGGGGCGGCCCCGGUGUCCGCCGCUCCCACGGAGGCCGGCGCUCCCCACGACCGGCAGACCCUUCUGGCAGUGCUGCAGUUCCUCCGGCAGAGCAACCUCCGCGAGGCCGAAGAGGCGCUGCGCCGUGAGGCCCGGCUGCUGGAGGAGGCAGUGGCGGGCUCCGGAGCUCCGGGAGAGCUGGACGGGGCCGGCGCGGAGGCGGCUAGCGCGCUUCUCAGCCGGGUCACCGCUUCAGUCCCCGGCUCUGCGGCCCCUGACCCUCCGGGCAGCGGCGCUUCGGGGGCCACGGUGUUCUCGGGUUCAGCCUCAGGUCCUGUGGCUCCAGGAAAAGUUGGAAGUGUAGCUGUGGAAGACCAGCCAGAUGUCAGUGCUGUCUUGUCGGCCUACAACCAGCAAGGAGACCCUGCAAUGUAUGAAGAAUACUACAGCGGACUGAAACACUUCAUUGAAUGUUCUCUGGACUGCCAUCGAGCAGAAUUAUCCCAACUCUUUUAUCCUCUGUUUGUACACAUGUACUUGGAGCUAGUUUAUAAUCAACAUGAAAAUGAAGCAAAAUCGUUCUUUGAGAAGUUCCAUGGAGAUCAGGAAUGUUAUUACCAGGAUGACCUACGAGUAUUAUCUAGUCUUACCAAAAAGGAGCAUAUGAAAGGGAAUGAAACCAUGCUGGACUUUCGAACAAGUAAAUUUGUUCUCCGUAUUUCCCGUGACUCUUACCAACUCUUGAAGCGGCAUCUUCAGGAGAAGCAGAACAAUCAGAUCUGGAACAUAGUUCAGGAGCACCUCUACAUCGACAUCUUUGAUGGGAUGCCUCGGAGUAAGCAACAGAUAGAUGCCAUGGUGGGAAGUCUGGCGGGAGAGGCUAAGCGAGAAGCAAACAAAUCCAAGGUAUUUUUUGGUUUAUUAAAAGAACCAGAAAUUGAGGUGCCUUUGGAUGAUGAGGAUGAAGAGGGAGAAAAUGAAGAAGGAAAACCUAAAAAGAAGAAGCCUAAAAAGGAUAGUGCUGGGUCUAAAAGCAAGAAACAAGAUCCCAAUGCCCCGCCUCAAAACAGAAUCCCUCUCCCUGAGUUGAAAGAUUCAGACAAACUGGACAAAAUAAUGAAUAUGAAAGAAACUACCAAACGAGUACGCCUUGGGCCCGACUGCUUACCCUCCAUUUGUUUUUAUACAUUCCUUAAUGCUUACCAGGGCCUCACUGCAGUGGAUGUCACUGAUGAUUCCAGUCUGAUUGCUGGAGGUUUUGCAGAUUCAACCGUCAGAGUGUGGUCUGUGACACCUAAAAAGCUUCGUAGUGUCAAACAAGCAUCAGAUCUUAGUCUUAUAGACAAAGAAUCAGAUGAUGUCUUAGAAAGAAUCAUGGAUGAGAAAACUGCAAGUGAGUUGAAGAUUUUGUAUGGUCACAGUGGGCCUGUCUAUGGAGCCAGCUUCAGUCCGGAUAGGAACUAUCUGCUCUCCUCUUCAGAGGAUGGAACUGUUAGACUCUGGAGCCUUCAGACAUUUACUUGCUUGGUGGGAUAUAAAGGACACAACUACCCAGUAUGGGACACACAGUUUUCUCCAUAUGGAUAUUAUUUUGUGUCAGGAGGCCAUGACCGAGUAGCUCGGCUUUGGGCUACAGAUCACUAUCAGCCUUUAAGGAUAUUUGCUGGACAUCUUGCUGAUGUGAAUUGUACUAGAUUUCAUCCAAAUUCCAACUAUGUUGCUACGGGCUCUGCAGACAGAACUGUGCGGCUCUGGGAUGUGCUCAAUGGUAACUGUGUCAGGAUCUUCACUGGACACAAGGGACCAAUUCAUUCCUUGACAUUUUCUCCCAAUGGGAGAUUCCUGGCCACAGGAGCCACAGAUGGCAGAGUACUUCUUUGGGAUAUUGGACAUGGCUUGAUGGUUGGAGAAUUAAAAGGCCACACUGAUACAGUGUGUUCACUUAGGUUUAGUAGAGAUGGUGAAAUACUGGCAUCAGGUUCAAUGGAUAAUACAGUACGGUUAUGGGAUGCCAUUAAAGCAUUUGAAGAUUUAGAGACUGAUGACUUUACUACCGCCACUGGGCAUAUAAACCUACCUGAGAAUUCCCAGGAGUUAUUAUUGGGUACAUAUAUGACCAAAUCAACACCAGUUGUACACCUACAUUUUACUCGAAGAAACUUGGUUCUAGCUGCAGGAGCUUACAGUCCGCAAUAAACCAGCGGUAUUAGAGACCUUUUGGAAGCUACUGUUUGGAAAAGGGAGACUAAAAAGCAAAUACCUCAGUGAUUAGUAUUUAAGCUACAAAGAAUGUUUUUGUCUACAUGGAUCUGGGAGUAUGCUGCUUGGAAAAUCUGAACAGGACAGUUCCACGUUUCUCUAGCAACCACAUUGAACUAAUUUCCGUUAGUUGAAUAAGAGGUAUUAUGUUCAUGGAGGGGACAUUUAUGGUGCUUUGGAUUGUGUGGAAACUAUGCAUUUUUCUGUUCAAAUGCUAUUUUAAUUUAUUAUGUUUAGAAAGGAA
Molecule: messenger RNA, 2740 nt
Organism: Arvicola amphibius (Eurasian water vole)
Lineage: Eukaryota; Metazoa; Chordata; Mammalia; Rodentia; Cricetidae
Gene: Taf5
Product: TATA-box binding protein associated factor 5
Exons: 11
Coding region: 22-2433 (803 amino acids)
Biological process (GO): transcription initiation at RNA polymerase II promoter
Cellular component (GO): transcription factor TFIID complex
Molecular function (GO): protein binding; RNA polymerase II general transcription initiation factor activity
Source: RefSeq, a predicted model, not a curated record